Messenger RNA from Aspergillus homomorphus CBS 101889, 183 nucleotides. RefSeq lists its product as uncharacterized. The coding region runs from base 1 to 183 and encodes 60 amino acids. The transcript has a single exon. NCBI's taxonomy places the organism in Eukaryota, Fungi, Ascomycota, Eurotiomycetes, Eurotiales, Aspergillaceae. The record is from RefSeq and is a predicted model, not a curated record.
AUGACCGAGCAACAACAGCUACAAAAUCCCCAAGCAACAGAUAACUACCCACACCAGAUCACCGGGUCAGGCGGUCCCACCGCCACAGCGCCGUUCCUGCGGGAUUUCAGCCUCGUGGCCGAGGCGGCUAAACGGGCGCAGAUGUCGGUGAUGGUACGCGAUCUGGAGAGCGUGACUCUAUAG